GUGCUUUUCAGAAGAGGCAGUUAACAUUCUCCACUCGCAGUCGUUUCAGCGAUCCAAUUUGACAAAAACGCGUCGUUAGAGUUUCAAAUUGGUUUAAAUUAUUAUCGUGUGUGAGUUACCCGACACUAAAUCAGAUAUGGAGGAGAAAAAGUGUUUUGGAUUCUGAAACUUUAAAAUGUUCUUCGACUCUACGCGGUACGGACGCAGGAGCCUGUGAGAAGUGAAAAAUAAAUUACGCGAUGUCUUCCGAAAUAAGUGAUGCAAUGGAAGUAGAAGAAAUUAAAACUGCAGAUCCUAAAAUAGAUAAAACAGAAACUAAACUUACAUUUUCGAUUGAUAAUUUACUGGCUGAUAAAUUUGAAAAGCGCGUUGAAGAUAGAAACACAUCGGAAGUUGGUAGCGCCGCGUGCGUAAACGAAUCAGUGAAUCUUUAUAAAGAUUUGUGUAAUCAAGAACAGACUUAUGAUUCAGAAGACGAGGACAAAGCAAGCGAUAGUUCUGAGCAGGUAGACGUGGAAAGCUCCACCGCAGGCGACUGUCUUGACUUCACGGAUGUUAAAUCUCCUGAUUAUCAACAACCAGGACCAUCAUCGUCUCGUGGUAAAAGAGCUAGAACUGCAUUCAGCGCUCAACAAAUAAAGAGUUUGGAGGCGGAAUUCGAAAAGAACCGAUACCUUUCCGUCGCGGCUAGAGGCAGGCUCGCCAGGCAAUUGAGACUAACGGAAACACAGAUAAAAAUAUGGUUUCAAAAUCGACGCACAAAAUGGAAGAGGAAAUAUACGAACGAUGUUGAACUCCUCGCUCAACAGUAUUAUAGUAGCUUAGGUAUAAUGACACCGAGACCAAUGUUCGUCGGAGAUCGACUUUGGAUUUUCAACUAUCCAAACCGAGUGCCGGCCACCCAUCAACCGUUUUUAAAAUCAUUAAAUAACAUUGGCAAUGUGAAUAAUAAUGGUCAAUUGGACAGAAACCUUUUUAGAACCAUACCAAAACCCGAUGUGCCGUUUUUAGUACCCCCUGCGCCGGCAACUUAUCCGAACGAAAGACUUUUUUUGAAUAUGGAACGUAAUUUAAAUGUAGCAAAUAAUCUUAAAAUCCACGCGCAAAAUAGAUUACUUCCGAUACCCAGAGAAGCUUAUAAUAAUAUGAAUUCGGUGCAAAGAAACAUAGACGUUUAUAAAAACAACAUUUUGAACCACAACAGUUCACCUCCGGAAGCAAACGUUGAUCAUUUAAGAAGACUGGAAGAAAAUUUUAGCAUAUAAGGUAGUAUAAGUAAUUUGAC
Molecule: messenger RNA, 1285 nt
Organism: Papilio xuthus (Asian swallowtail)
Lineage: Eukaryota; Metazoa; Arthropoda; Insecta; Lepidoptera; Papilionidae
Gene: lms
Product: lateral muscles scarcer
Exons: 3
Coding region: 240-1265 (341 amino acids)
Biological process (GO): neuron differentiation; central nervous system development; brain development
Cellular component (GO): nucleus
Molecular function (GO): RNA polymerase II cis-regulatory region sequence-specific DNA binding; DNA-binding transcription factor activity, RNA polymerase II-specific
Source: RefSeq, a predicted model, not a curated record